Messenger RNA from Centruroides sculpturatus (bark scorpion), 2095 nucleotides. Its product is annotated as protein ecdysoneless homolog. The transcript is spliced from 12 exons. The record is from RefSeq and is a predicted model, not a curated record. The coding region runs from base 40 to 1536 and encodes 498 amino acids. NCBI's taxonomy places the organism in Eukaryota, Metazoa, Arthropoda, Arachnida, Scorpiones, Buthidae. Gene Ontology annotation, cellular component: nucleus.
UAGUACUAAUUAUUAACAAUAAGAGGGUGCGGAAAGAAAAUGGCGUCGUCCAUACACGAGGUAGAAGAAGACUGUGUCAAAUAUUGGCUUUUUCCUAACCUUUCGGCUUCCAGGGAUGAUUUAACAAGAAAACAUCUAUUGGAAAGAUAUCUAGAAGAGUACAUUGCUAAUUUGGGUCCUUAUCUAAUUAAUUAUAUUUGGCAGAAUGAACCGUUUCGACUGAGCAUUGUGCACAAUGAUACGGAAGAAAUGCCUGCUCAUUUAGAAGGUUCUACAAAAUUUGGUGACAAUAUUGAAGAUGAAUGGUUUAUUGUAUUUCUUCUAAUGCAGUUAACUAAAGAAGAUGAACAUUUAGUUGUGAAAGUGAAGGAUAAUGAUGGUGAAUUUCUACUUAUUGAAGCCGCAGAAUCACUGCCAAAAUGGCUUAAUCCUGAUACAAGUGAAAAUAGGGUAUAUAUAUAUCGACAAAACAUUAACAUUAUCAGCAGUACUCAAGUUCCUGCUCAAUCAUCUGUUCCUACUGAAAAGCCAAAAAUUUCAGAUUGCAUUAAAGCUGUUGUCAGUACCUCAUGUCCUACUAAAGCAAGUCAAGCAAUUCAACAAGCUAUAAAAUAUCGAAUAAAGGGGUAUGUGAUUAACUUCAUUACUGAUCUUUCCGCAUGCAGAGUUAUGAAAUAUUUUCCUCCUGAAACUAGAGUAAUGGCACAAGUGACAUUCACAAGAUGCUUAUAUGCACAAUUAAUUCAGCAACAGUACUCACCUGAUAGAAGAGUUGGUUGGAAUAUGCCAUCACCUACAAGUCCGGAUUUUAAAUCACAUGAUUUAGGAAUGAAACUUGCUUGUGGAUUUGAAAUAUUGGUAGCAAAUACAGAACAAUCAUCUAAAAUCAACUUAACCUUGCCUGAAGAUGUUGACUUUUCAGGUGAUAAUCGAUGGAUGAGAUAUUUACAGACACUUACGGAUAAAGGUUAUUUUAGAGGAGAAUUAGAAGGUUCUCUUCUUUAUCAGAAAUUGCUGAAAGAAGCUAAAUAUUUUUAUUGUGAGAAUUUUGUAAAAACAAGUAAAAAUGAUUUUCUGACUCCAGGAGCCAAAAUUUUACAUUUGUUGGAAACAUUGUCUAUUAAUUAUGAAGAGUUGAAAGAAGAAGAAAAAAUGCUAAAACCUCCAGAUGAUGAUAGCUGGUUGGAAAUCAAACCUGAAGAACUUGAUAAAUUACUUUCUGAAUAUUCAAAGAGAAGUGAAUGUAAAAGAAAUUCUUUAUCUGGAAAUGAAAAGCAAUUGACCGAAACCAUAACUGAAAGUUUAAAAUCGUUUAUUUAUCACAAGUCUGAUUUUGAAGGUGCAGAAAUUCCAAAAUCUAGAAGUCAAAAGAAAGAGAGUUUUGAUCCUGAGCAUUUUACAGAUCCAAUGAAUUCUAUUUUGGACUUUCAUGUUCCUGACUCUGAUCAUAGUUCUAGUUCAGAAAUGAGUGGAUAUAGUGAUGAAGAUGAUGGAAUGGAUUUUUCUGAUGAAAGUAUGAAUAUUUUAAUCACAUGAGAAUGUAUUCAAAAAAAUCAAAAGUACUUAAUGAUGAUUACAGUUAAUUUAGAAGUGAAAAUAUGAUAUAAUUUAUGCAUAUUAGGCUCAGGUUGUGGUGAAUAGUGUCAAAAUCACCACUUGGUAAUAUUUUUAUUAAAGUGGCAAACUACAAAUUAUAAAUAUAUUAACAAAAAAUUAUAAUAUUGGCAAUUACAAAUGGCAAUAAAAACCUGUCUGCUUGUCUCGACAUUCAGCGUGAAAUUGAAUCACAAAUCACACUUCAGGAAAAACAGAAAAAUGUCGAGCUUCCGUACAAUGGGAGUCCUAUGCACCAUACACCUAGAGUGCAUAUACUUUUUGAAUCUGAUCCAAAAUUACUCUAAUCAUUGAAAUCCUGUAUACAAAUGAACUAUAGCAAUCUGAUCAAAUGUAUACAAAUGCCAUCAAUGAUCAACUGAAUUGCAAUCAAACUAAUCUGAAUGGAGGGUAGGAUUGUUUGGAUUGGAUAAAAGUGAUUAAAGAUGGCGACAACCAUGGUUAAAGUCAAGCUUAUAGUUGACUGCAAAGGAAUAUGGUU